AUGAACACCACCACGCGCCGCUUCCCUAGGGACGAAGAGCUUGGGAAGAAGGACGAUGACCACGACAAGCUUGGGAAGGCCACUCCUUGGGCAUCAUGGCGAGCACGGCUGAGGUAUCGCAAGCGGCGGAUAACUGCCCUCUGCGUCGGCCUGUUCGUCCUGUGGCUCUUCGUACAUCAUAUGCCGGAGCCACUGGGUCCUGUAGAAAAGAGAUACGGACAAGGCGGAUUGGGCACCAGUCAGCCAUUUGGCCAGCCGCGCAGGGGACCAGGUCCGACUGGGACACCUCCUCGACCACCUCAGGGCACACAGACGGAGGACGCGAAACACUACUUCUCAGGCCCCAUCAAGUUCUAUCAGCUGGGGCGGACUCUCCAUGGAAUAACCAAGACCUGGGGAUACCAAACCGUCAACCGCAAUGUUCUCUUCGCCGCGUCCAAUCUGCGUAGCGCAUCCGUGCUCAUACCGAUUGCCUGUGAUAUGGCAAAAUGGAACAGGAAUUACGUCCACAUGGUUUUUAUGGGCAGAGACAACAUGGAUCUGGAUGAGAUACUGGAGAUCAACGGUGUCGACCGGGAAGAGUGCGAUGCAUUCUGGCAUGAUGCGCGGCCAGACUACUCCGAGUACAGUUCUGAAUCCCGCGCGGAGAAGAGCGUGGCAGCAGCGCUGGGCUACAUCAAUGACUUUAUGCAUCCGCAGGUCAUCAUUACCGAUGACUGGGCGCAGGAGGAUGCUUUCUUCGGAACAGCUGUGCAAUCCAAGACCAAGCUACAGAGGCAUCCUGUCGUUCAGCUCCCGAAGGGCGCCGCGGAGAAGUUUGAGUGGAUGACUCGACUAGAUGCUGGAUCGCUCAGCGCAUGGCACAAGUCUACCAUUGACAUACUCAUUCAUGCUCCUUCCGAGUCUUCCGGCUCACUCAUCAGAACCAUCAAGUCAAUCCAGGAUGCGGACUAUCAGGGCUUACAGUCGCCGCGUAUCAUUGUGGAGCUACCACCCGAGAUCGAUCCUCCGACUAAGCACUUCCUUGAUACCCUAGUUUGGCCACCGUCGAUCAAGGAGAACCCUCUCCAAGCGAGUCAGCUCAUUCUGCGACACCGCAUUCCGACACAGAAGCUAUCGGCUGAAGAAGCCUCUAUCAAGUUCAUGGAGUCCUUCUAUCCUGCUGCUUCGGGCACCUCUCAUGUCCUGCUCCUCUCUCCACAGGCUCAGCUUUCCCCGCUAUACUAUCACUAUCUCAAAUACCAUCUCCUCGAGUACAGAUAUUCUACCUAUGACGAAGAAGACCGCGCCAAACUUCUCGGCGUCAGUGUCGAGCUUCCCUCUACCCAGCUCAACGGCACAAGCCCCUUUACACCCCCAGGCGCCGACGUCAUGAACGAUCCAAAGUACAGCAAGCAGAAGGGAGCUGCUCCCUUUCUUUGGCAGGCACCAAACAGCAAUGCAGCACUCUGCUUUGGCGAUAAAUGGAUUGAGCUUCACUCAUUCCUCAGCAAUCGCAUCGCCAAACAACACUCCGCCUCGCCGCCCAAACCCCGAGCGAAGCUAGUGUCGCCAGCACACCCCUCGUGGACUGAGUACCUCCUCGAGCUCAUGCGAGCGCGUGGUUACUGGCUGUUGUAUCCCGGCCUCCCUCCGUCCGAAACGCUCGUAACCAUUCACAACGAGCUGUACCAUCCACCCGAAGAGUUUGCACCCCCCACUGCAGCCGAGAAGAACAACGCCGUCGAGCCACUAAAGCUAUCCGAGCACGAAGCCUUCAUCGUACCUGCCUCUCCACCUCCACCCCCAUCCACCCACGAAGCCCCGCUCGUCCCGCCUUCGAGACCGCUCCACGUCCUCCUCCCCUUCAACGCGGAUCUCCCGGAAGUCCCACACAUGGCUCACGUCUCCCAUGCAGGGGAGUUGUUAUCGCCCGCCGAUGCCGAGGAAGCGGCUGCCGAGUAUGCCGCCCGCUUCCGACGGGAGGUAGGCGGGUGCGGAAAAGAACCUAAGGGGAAGAAACGCGUUGUGAAGGCGGGUAGCGCGAGGGAUCUGUUUUGCUUCGGCGAUGAGGAGAAUGAGGAGUUUGAGAAUGUGGCGGCGUUGCCGACGGCUGUUGCAGCGGAGACCUUGAUGGAGACGUCAAGCUUGGCGAGUAAGAGUAGGACUAGUAGCAGUAGCAGUAGCAGUACGGCGGCGCAUACGCGUGAGGCUGUUGCGGAGCUAGUCGGUACGGUGUCGGACGGCGUGGACAGGCCUGGGCCGACUACCGCUGAGACAGGUGGCGAAGCGGAUUCGAAGUAUUUGGAUUAA
This is a messenger RNA of Coniosporium apollinis CBS 100218, 2292 nucleotides long. RefSeq lists its product as uncharacterized. Bases 1 to 2292 code for a protein of 763 amino acids. Lineage: Eukaryota; Fungi; Ascomycota; Dothideomycetes. The transcript has a single exon. The record is from RefSeq and is a predicted model, not a curated record.